Molecule: messenger RNA, 1392 nt
Organism: Bipolaris sorokiniana ND90Pr
Lineage: Eukaryota; Fungi; Ascomycota; Dothideomycetes; Pleosporales; Pleosporaceae
Exons: 4
Coding region: 1-1392 (463 amino acids)
Source: RefSeq, a predicted model, not a curated record
AUGGCAGAAGUCUCAGGGCUUGUCUGGAGCGUAGUGUCUUUAUAUUCUACUUGUCGGGACUGCUAUAUCUUCUUCAAUAACAUCAACAAUGCAGGAAAAGGAUCCUUCUUCCACACCCGUAACCUGGCGAUUCAGGAGUCCAUAUUGAAGUCAUGGGGCUUCUACUGGAAUAUUCUGCGCCACUCGCUUGCACAUGGAGAAAGGAAGGCGGAGGCGAACCAAAAACGGGAGAAAUACCUUGGAAAGAACAGGUACAAAGCGAAAGGUAUACUGAAUGCGCUUUUCGCAAUUGCCGAUUUGCUCUCAGACCAUGAGAGGUUGCUGAACACAUAUGGCAUCAAGAUCGAGAAAGGCUUUUUCGAAUCCCACGAUCAUAAUACGAGGAGGGUAGCCCCGGAACUCAUACCUGAAACGAAUCGGGUAAAAGUGGAAGAAGUUCGUGGCCGUAUGCGACGAUACAAAAAGAAUUGUGUAUGGUCGCUAGAGGAUCGGGAAAAGUUCAAGGCAAUGAUUGCAGACCUCAAAUCACACAACGAUACUUUGUACAUGUUGUGCCCUGAUGAAGCCGUCGAAGCCAUGAACUUGAAUCUCCCGGCCAACGAAGCAAAUCGUGCGGAGGAGAUAGGGCCUUCACAAAAAGGGAUCAGAAUUCUCGCCGACAUAGCACAUAUCAAAGCGAAGACGAAGGAGCUUGAACAAAACCCACUGACGGAGCAGCAAGAACAAAAACUGAUAAACACACCGGAAAACGAUCUCGCGUUCUACGGAUGUGGUCAGAAACUGGCUGUUUGGAAGAAACGGAAGCAAGUCGUCUACGUGGAGAGGAAGAGAUAUGCCAGUGAAGAGAAGGACACCGAGGAUCGCUUUCCUCCCAAAAAAGACAUUUUGCAGCUCGGAAAACUUCUUCGCAACAUCCAACCGGCAAAGCAGUUACUCGCUCUGGAAUUCAUUGGUCUCACGCAAUCUGACAAAGAAUCUACGAUUGGCUAUGUUUAUAGGCUGCCUGGCAACUUGGGAAAGGCGAAGCCCAAGCUUCCAAUUGAAGAUAUCGCCAUCAGAGCACCAAUCACCUACUUGUCGCCUCAUUGGCGCAUCCUGUUGUUGAGUCAAAUGUUCAAGCUAGCAAAGAAACUCGUAGCAAGUGCUGCGCUGCUACAUGCCAGCGGGUUGCUACACAAGAACAUUCGACUAGGCAACCUAGGUAUGCGAGAUGGAGUUCUAGACCACAGUAAACAAGCCGACCUAGAGCCGCAGGACCACGACGCACAACACGGCGGACACGCUAAAUUAGAGAUGUAUGAUGACGACCUAGACAGUAGAGAGCGAUUCAAAAAUCGAGCGAACUACUCUGGAAGAUCGUCUCGUAGCUAUUCGGAAAGUGGUAGGGAGUAG